Messenger RNA from Prunus armeniaca (apricot), 1665 nucleotides. Lineage: Eukaryota; Viridiplantae; Streptophyta; Magnoliopsida; Rosales; Rosaceae. The record is from the annotation of a GenBank genome assembly.
AUGAAGCGGUCAAGAAACUUAAUCAAGAUGAACAUGCUUAUGUUCUUUCCCUCCUUAACAUCUUUGCUUCUAAUGGCUUCCUUCUUCUUCUUCCACUUGGGCUUCUCUUUCAGCCACCAAAUUCCACACCCCACAAUCAAGAACGCUUGCACCACUCUUCUUCACCCAUCUCUGUGCUUCACUGCUCUUGCCUCUGUCAAAACCCAUGACCAUUUCACUGCAUUUCAUCAUCUUCUUGAGGCCAACAUCAACCAAACUGUGGCAUCUGUGGAAAGUACCAGGCAGAGCAUUAAGGGUCUUCUGAAGCUCCAAGAUUUGUAUUUGCAAGAGAGGAAUGCGCUGAAAGAUUGCCUAGAGAUGUUAGACCAAACCCUUUAUGAACUUGGCCAGGCAGUUGAUGAUUUGCAUGGAUUUCGUGUGUCCUACGGUAACCUCAAGACUCUUCUUAGUGCAGCUAUGACAAAUGAGAACACUUGCAUUGAUGGGUUUUUUGAAUUGGAAGAAUUUGAUUCAGAAAAUCAAAUCGGUCUCAAAGGUCACCUCCAAGGCUUGUUGGCUCCCAUCUCUGAAUUGAUGAGUGAUUGCUUGGCCAUGAUCAGAUACCAAGAACAAGCCCUAAAUGAACAGAAGAGGCUUGUUACCAAAAAACCAAAGAAGAGGUUCCCAAUGUGGAUGCUGCCCGGUGAUCGAAAUCUGAUGCAGAGAGAACCAACAAUGAAGGCUGACAUUGUUGUUGCCGCUGAUGGCAAUGGAGAUUAUGAGACUAUUGGUGAAGCACUGAAGAUGGCUCCUAACAUGAGCAGGACCAGGUUUGUGAUUAAAAUAAAGGCAGGAGUUUACAAUGAGACCGUAGAGAUUUCCAGAGAAAAGGCUAAUAUCAUGUUGGUUGGAGAUGGGAUGAACACAACCAUAAUCACAGGGUCUAAAAGCUUUGCAGAUGGAUUUUCCACCUUUGCUACAGCCACUUUAACUGUAAUUGGGGACAGGUUUUUAGCCAGGGACUUGACCGUAACCAACACAGCAGGUUCAAAGAAGUUCCAGGCCGUUGCUGCAAGAGUGACCUCUAACUCUGCCUUCUAUCAUUGCAACUUCAGUUCUUAUCAAGACACCCUUUAUGUUCAUUCCCUCCGCCAAUUCUACCGUGACUGCAUAAUCGAAGGCACGAUUGAUUUCAUUUUUGGAAAUGCAGCUGCAGUCUUCCAAAACUGCACAGUAAUUGUUCGAAAACCGAUUCCCGGUCAGAAAUUGAUGAUCACUGCUCAAGGGAGAACAGACCCAAAUCAAAACACUGGCAUUUCGUUGCAGAACUGUACCAUUGUGGCUGCACCAGAUUUCAACAAGACUGAGAGGCAAAAUUUCACAACGUUUUUAGGUAGGCCUUGGAGAAACUAUUCGAGGACUAUAGUCAUGAAGAGCUACUUGGGGGACAUGAUAAAUCCACAAGGGUGGUCAAAGUGGGAUGAUUAUAGCACUGUGGAAACUGUAGAGUACAUAGAGUACUUGAAUUUUGGACCUGGAUCAGAUACAAGGCACAGGGUCAAAUGGGGAGGCUAUAAAAAGAAUUGCAGUGAAGAGAUUGCGAGGCAGUUUACAGUUGGUUUGUUCUUACAUGGAGCAGGUCAUUGGCUAAAGACAACGGGCAUUCCACUUUCUUAUGGUUCAUAG